Messenger RNA from Selaginella moellendorffii, 1826 nucleotides. RefSeq names its product transcription factor HHO2. The record is from RefSeq and is a predicted model, not a curated record. Lineage: Eukaryota; Viridiplantae; Streptophyta; Lycopodiopsida; Selaginellales; Selaginellaceae. Gene Ontology annotation, molecular function: DNA binding; DNA-binding transcription factor activity. Bases 299 to 1489 code for a protein of 396 amino acids. Gene Ontology annotation, biological process: regulation of DNA-templated transcription. The transcript is spliced from 5 exons.
CCCAGGGGUUUGGAUUUCUUCAGAGUAUCUUAUGGUGGUAGCUUAGGAACUUAGGAAUCUAGAGAGCCAAUGGCAAUGGAAGGGCAAACUACAUAGAUUCCCGGUAGAGUAAUCAAUGCGACCCGUCGGUCUAUGGCACCAAUCCUUUCUUCCUCUUCUAGUAUUUUCUUCUUCCAUCCAAUGGCCGGGUAUCUAACGAGGGAUAUACGAGCACUGACUUUGGGGGCCACCGAAUAUCCGUAUCUUCUUCAUCUCUCGCUCUCUCCAACUGGUCUCGUGAUCUAAAUUCGCUGCGGCGAUGAAUCCAGAGGAGGAAUUUGGGCAAGCAGAGGCGCCGGAUCUCACAUUGGGAUGCGCGAUCGUAAAGAGGGACUCGAGUGACCAGCAAACUCGGAGGAGGAUGGAGGAUUAUUUGCAAGCUCUCCAACAGGAAAGGCAAAAGAUUGAGGCUUUCAAGCGAGAGCUUCCCUGCUGCAUGAAUUUGCUCGAGCAAGCUAUCCAAUCGACCAGGGGAUGUUUGGACGAGAGCUACAAAACAGAGAUGGAAGAGGAAAAUCCGCCCAAGCUGGAGCUCUUUCUCGAGAAUCGCUCAGGCUUUCUUCUUGGAAAGCCCAAGAGCGAGGCCGAGGAUCAUCGCGAUUUUGAGGAAAGACCAUCCACUCCAAAGCAAAAUUGGAUGCAGCUCGCUUGUUUCCCAUCGCAAUCACCCCGUGAGGAUGGAGAAUUUGAAACAAGAAAAGCUCUCAGAUCAUCGACGGCAUCAGCUGAUUCCGGUGCUUUUGCGCCUUUUGUGCGAGACAAGAAAUGGGAUCAAGCUGAACUUUGCCUCUCCUCGUCUAUUUGCUUAUCUCUGGAACAAAAGAAAACUGGCUUCAUAAAGUUUCAAGGCAGCGAGUCAAAUUUGCCUCUAGUAGAGCUUUCCUUGCAGCAAAUGCCUAGCAGCGGCAUUUGCUCAAACUCUACUUUACACCAACAAAGAAAGGCGAGGCGGUGCUGGUCUCCGGAGCUCCAUCGACGAUUUGUCAAUGCUUUACAGCAGCUCGGAGGAUCCCAAGUUGCCACUCCAAAGCAAAUCCGAGAACUCAUGAAGGUAGAUGGUCUUACAAACGAUGAAGUAAAAAGCCACCUCCAGAAGUAUCGACUCCACACGAGAAGACCGGCGACAGUAGCCCCAGGAACAGCAGCCCAGAAAUCCCCUCAAGUUGUUGUUCUUGGGAGCAUCUGGGUUCCUCCAGAGUAUGCAGUGUUUGAUCACCAUCAAGCAGCACCGAGUAUGCAAAGUAAUCCUCUCCAGCAAAGCCAGGCUCAAGAUUUCUUUGCAAAUCUCCACGCUUCCCCAGCUGAGCCAUUGGUGUUUUAUGAGAAGCAAGAGCUCUUAAAAUCCUCCAAGGAAGAGGGGGAAGUUUUGAGCCCCAGGAAAGCUAGCGCCACCACUGCUUCCGAGGAGGAGGACGAUGGAGAUGUGACGGAGGCUGAAGAGCAGCGGUAAAUUGGUUUUGCCAAACGCUACUGCAACCAAAAGAGUGAGUGAGAAUGAGAAAAGGCAAAAGGAAAAAAGAAGAAGAAGAAGAGCGCUAUGAUAAGAACCUGCAGCUACGAUGUGAGAAGUAUCACAGUUUGCUUGAUUGCAAGAAUAGUAGAAUGGUUGGAAAAAGCUGGUCUCGUUCGGUCCAAGACGCAAAGUAGUCCGCCAGGAAGAAAAGGAUGUGUUUUCUAUGCGAUGGGGGGACCUGUUCGAGAGAAAAUGUUACUCCCUUCCCUAGAAGAAAAGUGUAAGAUACGUACCUGAUUUAUAAGAGAGAGAGAGGCCUUCUCCCUUCUCCGCA